AGGGUAGGGAGAGAGGUAUCCCUGCUGAGGCGCAGAACGCACAAAGAAGCGAAGCAGGCCGUGCGCCCCUCUGACCUCCCCCCACCCGGGCCGCCUCCACCAAAGUGAUGAGUUUUGGAAGUGGCAGGGGCGUGGCAUUGGCCGGCCGGGGCUACUCGCUUGGUGGGGGCAGCCAUGCCCGGUCACGCAUUAGGAUAGCAGAGAUGGCCGAGGAGGAGGAGAAGCCGGCUUCUCCUGGCUUGAGGCUCGCACGUUAAGUUUACAUUACACUUCUUAAAGAAAAGAUAAAGAAAUAUUAAAAGAAAAAAAAUUCCAGCCUCGCCUUAGCCUGGCUUCUCCGAGUGGCCUUAGCCCUCCUGGGCUGAGGAGAGGGGGCAGCGCGCUUCAGGUUGGCCAGCCGCGGUCCGAGCUGUUGGCUUAACCAGUCUGAUUGCUGUACGCUGAAUUUGACCAUUUUAAGUAGGAACUGCUGGCUUCAAGAUUCUCAAGGACUGACAAAUGAAGCAUACUCAAGGUUAGGAAUCUGAAGCAAUGGGUGACUGGAGCUUUCUGGGGAGACUAUUAGAGAAUGCGCAAGAACACUCUACGGUGAUUGGCAAAGUUUGGCUGACUGUUCUAUUCAUCUUCCGAAUUCUGGUGCUGGGUGCAGCUGCAGAAGAAGUCUGGGGAGAUGAGCAGUCAGACUUUACCUGUAACACUCAACAGCCAGGUUGUGAAAAUGUCUGCUAUGACAAGGCCUUCCCCAUUUCCCACAUUCGCUUCUGGGUCCUGCAGAUCAUAUUCGUCUCCACACCCACCCUCAUUUAUCUGGGCCAUGUGCUGCACAUCGUACGCAUGGAAGAAAAAAAGAAGGAAAAAGAGGGAGAACAGCUUAAGAAAAACCACCUGCAGGGAGUGGGGGAACUCAGUGGUCCCAACAACCAUAAAGAACCACUAACCAGAAAUGAGGGUACCAGGAUGGAAAAGAAAGAGAAGCCUCCCAUACGAGAUGACCGAGGCAAAGUCCGGAUAGCCGGUGCCCUACUACGCACCUACGUCUUUAACAUUAUCUUCAAGACUCUAUUUGAAGUGGGCUUCAUUGUAGGGCAGUAUUUCCUAUAUGGUUUUGAGCUAAAGCCACUCUACCGCUGUGACCGGUGGCCAUGCCCCAACACUGUGGACUGCUUUAUCUCCAGGCCCACAGAAAAGACCAUCUUCAUUAUUUUCAUGUUAGUGGUGGCUUGUGUGUCUCUCUUGCUCAACAUGCUGGAGAUCUAUCACCUGGGCUGGAAAAAGCUUAAACAGGGUAUGACCAACCAUUAUAACCCAGAUUCUCCCGAAGCCAAAAUCGUUCCCUCAAAAUGUAGCAGCCUCGGCCCACUUCUGCUUUCCUCCCACUCUGCCCCGCCUACCGUUGGAUUCCCCCCUUACUAUACUCAGUCUGCCUCUUCCCUAGGCCAGGCAACCACAGCAGGCUAUCCUGGGGCUCCUCCACAACCCACAGAAUUCAGAAUGGUCACUCUUCCCGAGGAGCACAGUAAGGCAGCCCCGGCUAAAUAUUAUGGGGGCAACCACCAUCACAUCUUAAUGACUGAGCAGAACUGGGCCAACCAGGAGGCAGAACAACAGACUUUUGAAAGGAAGUCAUCCCCACCUGACACCGCCCCUGGUACGCCCACCACCCCCAGCAGUGUCCGGCAGCUCCUACAUGAGCGAGGAGACAGUGGGGGAGGAAGUAAAGUGCCCCUGCUGUUGAUUAAUGGGAGUAGCAGCAGCCUGGGGGCCGCUAAAUCAGAGGUAAACUCUGAGGGGGAGAAACAGCCAGGUACCACCACAGUUGAGAUGCACGCACCUCCCCUGCUUCUCAUUGAUACAAGACGGUUAAGCAAGGCUAGUAAGUCCAGCAGUGGUAGAGCCAGAUCGGAUGACUUAGCCGUCUAACAUUGUUCACUGUCUCUCUCUCCACACUCUUCUCUGAAGAGAAUUUUAAAGUAACCUUUCUUCUAAAAAAAAUUUUUUUUAAAUAAAAUUGAAGUUGAAGCAAGAACCAGAAGAAAGACAGGUCCUAGGUUGGGAGAAGAAAUAAAAUCGCAAAGAGGAGACUAGGUUUCCCUAUGUAAUACCUGCUGUUCUUAACACACUGUGAGUUGUAAUGGACAUAAAGGCAACGUUUUCUGAUAGAAUAAAAGUAACCAGAUCCGACUGUCAGUCUCAAAGAUGUCCAGUUCCAGCAGGCAAAGGCUUUGUAACCCGAGCAGAAUUUACAAAUUAGUUCGCACACUGCCUACAGAUUCUUCUUAUUUCUUAAGCAUUUAUAUAAUGCCUACUCUGCCAGCCACUGUGCCAAGUGCUGUGCAAAUAUUGUCUCAUUUGA
Sarcophilus harrisii (Tasmanian devil) is the source of this 2353-nucleotide messenger RNA. It is a transcript of the gene GJA3, whose product is annotated as gap junction protein alpha 3. Gene Ontology annotation, biological process: visual perception; cell communication. Bases 532 to 1920 code for a protein of 462 amino acids. Gene Ontology annotation, molecular function: gap junction channel activity. The record is from RefSeq and is a predicted model, not a curated record. NCBI's taxonomy places the organism in Eukaryota, Metazoa, Chordata, Mammalia, Dasyuromorphia, Dasyuridae. The transcript has 3 exons. Gene Ontology annotation, cellular component: gap junction; connexin complex.